Messenger RNA from Trichobilharzia szidati, 816 nucleotides. The record is from the annotation of a GenBank genome assembly. Lineage: Eukaryota; Metazoa; Platyhelminthes; Trematoda; Strigeidida; Schistosomatidae.
AUGUCGAAAACUGAUUCACAACAUUUGCCACAUGGUGAAUUUGUUCCACACGAUCCGGCGAAAAAUGACUUGACUGUAUUUGUCAGUAAUCUGGAUUAUUCAACGACUGAAGAUCAGUUGCGAAAGACAUUUGAAAAGUGUGGUGAAUUAACCUCUGUUCGCCUUGUUCGUGAUUAUGCUGGUCGAUCUAAAGGAUUUGCUUAUAUUGAAUUCAAAGAUAAAGAUUCGGUAACCGCCGCGCUCGCAUUAGAUAGACAACCAGUUGUAAGUGAUGAAUGCUUUGAGAAUAAUGCUUCAUCAAAUCUUGACAAUAAUUUACAAGAUGAAAAAGAUCAAGGAACAACAACAACAACGACGACAACGGUGGCAGAAUCUUCGAAAUCAUCGACACCCUUUAAACGACCAAUGUUUGUAUCGAUCUGUGAUCCAAGUAAAGUGAAAGCCUCUGGAUUCAAGUAUACAGUUGGUAAAAAAGAACCAGGAAUAUUGUUUCUACGAAAUUUAGAUAAAAAUGUAAAAAGUGGAGAUUUAGUGAGAUUAUUUAGAGAGUAUGGACUUGUAAGUAUUUGUCUGGUCACCUGUCCAAAUGGUGUGCCUACAGGUGAUGCGUUUAUUGAAUUUAAAAGUGCUGAUGAUGCCAGUCGAGCGUUGAUUGCUAUCGAUGGUUUACAGUUUGGUAGUAAAGUGCUGUCAGUAGCUAUUAGUGAACCACCUGUCCGCCAGGAUGCAUCUCAAAGCUUUAAACCGCCUACAAUGAAAAGCAAUGAAACAUGUGAAACACCACAAUCAGAUUUUACUGGUGGAUCUUCUGCGUAG